Molecule: messenger RNA, 2141 nt
Organism: Calidris pugnax (ruff)
Lineage: Eukaryota; Metazoa; Chordata; Aves; Charadriiformes; Scolopacidae
Gene: IRF1
Product: interferon regulatory factor 1
Exons: 10
Coding region: 137-1093 (318 amino acids)
Biological process (GO): regulation of transcription by RNA polymerase II; immune system process
Cellular component (GO): nucleus
Molecular function (GO): RNA polymerase II cis-regulatory region sequence-specific DNA binding; DNA-binding transcription factor activity, RNA polymerase II-specific
Source: RefSeq, a predicted model, not a curated record
GGCGCGUCCCACGGGCCGGCAGAGGCGGGAGGGCGGCCGUCGGGGAAGGAGGGUAGCGCUCGGCUCCGCUCCGGUUUAACUCCGUUCACCGCGGGACAUAUCGCUCGGCGCUACGCGGCACAAGCGAGGUGACAAAAUGCCGGUGUCAAGAAUGCGCAUGAGGCCCUGGUUGGAAAUGCAGAUUAAUUCCAAUAAAAUACCAGGCCUGGUAUGGAUUAACAAGGAUAAGAUGAUGUUUCAGAUCCCGUGGAAACAUGCAGCUAAGCACGGCUGGGACAUGGAGAAAGAUGCCUGCCUCUUCCGGAGCUGGGCCAUUCAUACAGGAAGAUACAAAAUGGGUGAGAAAAACCCUGACCCGAAAACCUGGAAGGCCAACUUCCGCUGUGCGAUGAAUUCCCUGCCUGACAUCGAAGAAGUGAAGGAUAAAAGCAUCAACAAAGGCUCCAGUGCUGUCAGGGUUUACAGGAUGCUGCCACCCCUGACGAAGGACCAGAAGAAGGAAAGGAAGUCAAAGUCUUCAAGAGAAGCAAGAAACAGGAGCAAGAGAAAGCCGUACGAAGACAUGAGGACGGAGGAGGCAGCAGAAAGGCUAACCAACACUCCUCUGCCCGAUGACCACAGCGGCUACACCGCGCACGACUACGCGGGGAAGGAAGUGGAGGUUGAGAGCGCGCCCAUCGCUUUAGGCCUCUCCUGCUGUGAGGUGAGCAACUCCCUGACUGACUGGAGGCCGCCGAUGGAGAUCACCAUGGCUGACAGCACCAACGACCUCUACCCGCUCCAGGUGUCCCCCCUGGCUUCGUCCUCAGAAGCAGUCACCGACGAAGAUGAAGAGGAAAUUGCUCCAGACAUUUUAAAGCUGCUAGAGCCCACGCAGGACUGGCACACCACCAGCGUGGGGGGCAAAGGCUUCCUCACCAACGAGCCGGGCACCCAGACCAUGGGCACCUACAGCUACAAGGAGCAGGACGGGGAGAUCGACACCACCUCAGGAGACAUGGAGCUCAGGUUCUUUGACCAGAAAACUGUCCUGGACUUCUCCUGGCUGGACACAGUGAGACCUACCAUGCAAGUCAUUCCCUGCAGCUUGUAAACCCCCUUGGCUUCCCCCCACCACGAACUGCUCUCGGGUAGAAACUUUGACCAGCCUGAAGAAAAUGGAAGAAAUUUGUUUUGUUACUGACUGAAGGAAGAAAGUAGCUUUUAUAUUCCGUUUUUAACUUUUUAAGGCCUGAAGAGGGUAGCGAGGGGAAAACUCCAUGAUAAAUGUUUCAGGAAAAAAACAACCCACCCCAGGAUUCCCAUCUCAUGAUGAGGAGUCCUGGCCUGGAGGAUGCUCAGCCUCAGGUGGUUUUGGAGGUGAAGCUUUUUCUGGAAGGUUCCCGAUGUGCCGUGGGACUUGGGGGGGAAGGUGUGUGUGUGCUGGGGGAUGGGGGCCGAGGGUACCGGCCUCCCCCCGGUGUGAGAUGUGAUGAGCACUUUACCCACGGGGUGCUGAGGAGAGAUGCUGCAGAGGAGUCUCUUACCUGUUAGUUUUUUUUGGUUGCUGCUUACCUGUGCGACACUGGGGACAUAGAAGCUUGUCGACUGUCAUUACACUUAGCCAGAGAAAUUGCACUAAUUGGCCCUCUCGUCCUUGAUUUUGCCGCAUCACGUAGUUCACCUUUUCAGAUCUUUCAGAACUCUGUAAAUACUACUUAGACCAGUAAAAAAAAAUGUGAAAAAUUCAGUUUUAGGCUUUGCUUCUACAUAGUACACUUAUCCCGGUCCACGCGUGGGACGUUACCUGCUGGUAGGCAUGCCGUGGCUGUGGCCGUGCAAGAGUUGAAGAGCUGCCACAUAGAACAAUUUUUUUUGCACUGAACAGGGGCAGAACUCUUUAUUUAUGCCGUGCCUUUGGAGGGCCCAUCCAGCACUCUGCCAGGACCCCCACAGUACUGUAUGCAGCCCCCUGCAUCACCCCCUGGCAUCCCCCCCGGGCCGGUCCGAGCAGGAGUGCAGGAUGGAGGAGGUUCUAGUUUUGUGUGUAGUACAGUAAGAAUCGAAUCACUAAGCUGUAACAGAAUAUUUUUCUUGUACAUUUUAUUUUUGUAUAUAAAGUGGUGUAUAUUUGUUUUAAUAAAAAUGUUUUAUAUAUGACA